Messenger RNA from Caenorhabditis elegans, 2180 nucleotides. RefSeq names its product G-protein coupled receptors family 1 profile domain-containing protein (gene ser-3). Gene Ontology annotation, molecular function: G protein-coupled receptor activity; signaling receptor activity. Gene Ontology annotation, biological process: G protein-coupled receptor signaling pathway; signal transduction. The record is from RefSeq and is marked reviewed. The transcript is spliced from 7 exons. NCBI's taxonomy places the organism in Eukaryota, Metazoa, Nematoda, Chromadorea, Rhabditida, Rhabditidae. Bases 102 to 1934 code for a protein of 610 amino acids. Gene Ontology annotation, cellular component: membrane; plasma membrane; synapse.
ACAUCGUCCAUACACGUUCUUCUUCUUCAAUUCAUAUGGAAUGAAAAAGUUUGGAAGGAGAAAAGAAGAAGAAGACGAUUUUUAAAAAGAAAAACAAAAUUAUGGAAUGGAUGAGAAAUACGUUAAACGGCCAAUUUAUCGCCGAAAACUCAGAUUUUUUAUCUGAAAACACGACGACGACGACAUUAGGAUUCACCCCGAUCACUGAAGAAAGCCCAAAUUGUUCAUUCUACGAAUGGUCAAGAAACCCAUCACAUGCUCAAUUCUUCCGAAUAUUCUCAAUCAUUUCCGUUCUAACCGUUUUGGUUGUAGUUGUUGUUCUGGGAAACGCUUUGGUAAUAGCUGCGGUUCUUCUCAGAAGGCGUCUUAGAUCGGCAACCGGUCUUCUAAUUUUGAGCUUGGCGUUGGCUGACUUACUUGUGGGUACCGUAAUCCUACCAUUCAGUAUUGCUAAUGAAGUACUCGAUCAGUAUUGGAUAUUUGGAGAAACGUGGUGCACAAUAUGGCUAACACUUGAUAUUUGGAUGUGUACAGCGUCAAUUUAUAACUUGGUAGCUAUAUCGAUAGAUCGAUAUAUCGCCAUCAUCAAACCAUUGAAUUAUCCAAUGCUGGUAACCAAAUUCCGGGCGAGGUGCACUGUUGCAAUUGUCUGGAUUGGAAGUUUUUUGAUCUGCUCUCCAAGUUUUUUCUUGGCAAGUUCCAUAAAAGACAAGGAAACUCCAUGCAGAUGCACUCCAGCAAAUGCAGGACGUGUAUAUGUGGUCUUCUCCGCAUCCAGUAGCUUUUACAUUCCAAUGAUCAUUGUCGUUUUCGUUUAUUUCCGAAUUUAUGUGGCAGCGAGAGCAGCCACCAAAUCAAUUUAUUCGGGAAUGAUGAGUGUGACAGCGGCAGCUAAUAAGAAACAAAACCCAAAGAGCUAUCUUUUGAACCAUCCCGACGUGAUCAACAAGGAUUCGUUACCGAUGCUCCGUGUACAUCGUGGCUCUUCCGUGGUCGCUCAAAUUACGCCAAACAAGCCGUAUAACACAUGCCGACAAAACGGAAAUUCCAUCGACGCCACCGCAAACGGGACAUCACAGAUCACUGCGGCGGCGACGAAAGCGAGAAAAUUUGCGAAUGAUUCGGCGAAAACACUGGUAAAUCGUGGAGCGGUUGGAGCAACACAACAAGCUCCUAUAGGGGCAAGAUUCAAGAGACAUGGAAGGGACAGUGAAAGUUCGGUUGAUUCAAUGAAUGGCACAAAUUCAUAUUCUGCCACUCCACACAAAUCUGGUAACGAAGAACUAGGUUCUCUUAUCGAAAACUCACGUAGCAGUUCGACAGACUCGAAUGAAAAAACUGAACAAUUGACGAAUCAAACCGAUGACAAUUUUUCAAUGAGCAACAAUAACAACAAUGGAGACGAAAAAGAAGCAUUCGAUGAGUCUUUGUUAAGUGAAUCAAAAAAGAAAUCAAAGAGUCUAGCGUCAAAAUUCAAUCACUUGAUGCGACGUGGUCAAAAGAAAAGGACAGCCGGUGCAUAUGAAAAACGAUUGUCACUAGAGAUUAAAGCAGCGAAAACUGUGGCCAUUGUAACGGGUUGUUUCAUUUUCUGUUGGCUUGGUUUCGCACUAGUUUAUGGCUUGGAAAUAAAGCUGAAUGAUGUCGUCUGGAGCAUUGUUUUCUGGCUUGGUUAUCUGAAUUCUGCUCUCAAUCCGGUUAUUUACACAGUAUUCAAUCGCGAAUUCCGAAUAUGUUUCAAGAGAUUGUUGACGUGUCAUCAUUUGAACCAUCCAACGCAGAAGUACACGAACAACAAUUCGUAUAACUCAACGGCAAUUCGAUCCACAAAUGCCGUUAACCGUGUACCUCAAACAAGUCUUGGAAACUACACACAAACACAAAAUUCGGAGAAAAGUUCUGCAGCAGUGACAUUUAACACUCCAACCAACUAACUAAUUGUUAUGAACUUAUUUCAAUUUUUACAAUUAAAUAAUCUUUCUUCCGUUCGAAUUCCAUCCCAAUCAUGAUUUCAUUAUUUCUUCUCUCACAUUCUUCCGGUGAAUUCUUUCCGACAAUCUAACAAUACAGGGUAAUCUCAUUCUCAGAAUUGUUCGAGUUAUCUGCUUCACAAUUUGACAUUUUCUCAGUUUGUGACUUUAAAUAACUUGCAAAAUUAAAUAAAUAUUAUAUUUACAUAC